CCUAACGUUUGCCUGUCGGAAUCCUGCAGCCUGACACAGCAAAGGCUGAAGCAAAAACAGUAUCGAUCAUGUUCGCUGAAGAGGACAUCUUUAGCCCCCAGUGUGAGUCUUACAGCUGCCUCAGUCUGAGACGUCUUUUCACGAUCAAUGCAUCCAAUUGGGCUCCCGUCUCGUGUAUGAGUUAAACCAAAAAUCAUUGGUUUAUGAGCUGAAUGCGAACGUUGAGCUUCUUGUCUGUUACUCCACAGAGCAAGUCCUCUAAUCUUGAAUCUCUCUCCGGUGUACGAGGAAUGUAAUGAAUUGAAUAUCCAAUUGCUACAAUAUAAAUUAUCAUUUCACACCAGAAAGCAAGAUUGAGCUGCGCUGUGAUAGGAUGUCUCAAUGCUGACCUUAGACCACAUGUUUCAGUUUUACAAUACAUAGUGAACUGCGCCAACCGAUAAUUGUGUCCGAUUAUCAAUACCAGAAACAAUUGAACCGGCGCAAACAAUAGUAACGCAAUCAGCAUUGCGAUUCGGCAAACCACACGCAAGUGCACACGGGUUGCUGAGCCGCACUGAUAUGUCUCGCAACAGGCAUCUAUUGCAAGCGUCUCAAUGUAUUGUAAGACGUCUUUAAACCAAUCUUGUUGACUCAUGGAUGAUGCAAGUCAUUCCAAUUGAUCUAAUUGAAUUGCUUCUUGAAACCCGUUUGUUUCAAGACUUUUGCAAACUUUUCCACGAGUUGAUAUGUAUACACAUAGCGGUGAGCUAAUCGAAAAGGACGUGAUUGUGAGCCACCCGUGCUAUUCUACUUAUUAUGCAAGCGAUCAUAGUAGAAUGAGGCGGAGUAUGCCAAACUCGAGGUGAAGUUGAAGGGCGAAGACAGGCACUAAACGUUUUCGGCACUAGCGCGAACCUGGCCAGUCUGUCCUACUAGCUAUAUAGCCCUCUGCUUCCGCUCACUUUCUUUUCUCUUCUCUACAUCGCCCAUCAAAGCUACGGCCACCCCAACUUAUUCACGGCGCCACCCGCAACACCCUCGUUGCUCUCAGCUCAACAAACCCUCCCAUUUCAUAUUUCACUCUUUAUCAUCUCCAUCCACCACUGCAACAUCGCCAAGAUGCCUGCAAGCACUCGCGUUCGUAACGGCGUCCGCAAGAUCCGCCAAAAGCGCGACCGAGAUGGUGACUUGGUCAUGGGCGACAACAGCAGUGCCCGCCCAAAGCCCGCUCGCAUCCAGCACGAUAAACCCCGCCCACAGACAGACAAGGGGUUCGGAGAGCUCAAAGUCACCGGUUGGACCGAUACCAAGGAGAUGAGCAAACUCCUCGGCUUCCUCGAGCGCCACUCUGCGCGCCGAUCGCCCAACCUUGCAAAGAAUGGUGUUCCUCCAAAGAUGGUCAAGCGACACCGAGUGCAUGAUACCGUCCUCACCAUCUGGGUUCGGCCCGAAGACGUUCCCGCUUUCAACAAAAUUAACGGCUUCACCUUUACCUCGACCCAUGGUACCCAGAAGCUUACCAUUACGGGCCAGGGUAUCCGCUCAAAGUCGCCCACAGCCAUGGAGACGACAAACGAGAGCACAGCCAAACCCAACGAAGUUGCCGAGAUGCUCAAAGCCUUCCUUGGUCGCCGAUACGACGUGGAGCAGAAGCUUCUGAACCUCAACACAAUCGCAGAAGAUGAGGAGGUUGCGAAGAGCGGCAUGUUCGACUCGGCCAAGACACAAGCCAAAUUCUUCCCUGCCUUGAUGACCAUCUGCGAUCAAACCCUCAAGACCACGGCGCAAGACAAAAAAGAAGUCAUCCACAGCGUCACCGUCUCCGGCAACAACCUUCCCAAUGCGGAGCUCAUCAAAAGCCUCGCAACCACUCUACCCCACAUCCGCAACCUCGAUCUUUCCGGCAACAAAUUCGCCAGCAUGAAGGAUCUCAAAGCAUUCAAGAACCGUUUCCGAUUCCUCGAACACCUCAUCAUCGAAGUCGGCCAGCCAGGUUGGGAAGAAGAACUCAUCUCGUGGUUCCCCAAGUUGCGCAUCUUGAAUAGCCAACAAGUCCGCCCCGAUCCCGCCGCCGCCAAAGAAGCGAACGCCGGUAGUGGCCCGUCCUCAGCACCCGCAGCAGUUCCGGCAUCGGAUUCAGUCCCGGUAUUGACUGCAGAGCAAGAAGCAAUGGUCGCCUAUGUCAUCAAGGAGACCAACCUCAAGCGCGAACUUGCCGUGCAAUGUCUCGAGGCAGGAACCUGGAACAUCGAUAACGCAGCUCAGCUGUUCCUUGCCCAAAAGGACAGUCUUCCCGCAGAUUCAUUCAACUAG
Molecule: messenger RNA, 2295 nt
Organism: Periconia digitata
Lineage: Eukaryota; Fungi; Ascomycota; Dothideomycetes; Pleosporales; Periconiaceae
Source: the annotation of a GenBank genome assembly